Molecule: messenger RNA, 2691 nt
Organism: Boeremia exigua
Lineage: Eukaryota; Fungi; Ascomycota; Dothideomycetes; Pleosporales; Didymellaceae
Exons: 5
Coding region: 88-2460 (790 amino acids)
Molecular function (GO): RNA binding
Source: RefSeq, a predicted model, not a curated record
GCCAGUCUCUGCGACGAGUGUCUGUACGCGCUGCCAUAGUUGACUAGGCUGCUCCGGUUGCCUGAGCCCUGCGCCUUCUCCGCAUACAUGACCUACAGCCCGCCACAGCAAGCCGAGCACGUCCGCCAUCAGCAAUUGACGCCCGAGUCGCCGCGCCCGCAGCAGGUGCCGUCGCCUGCGAACAUCCCCAUCCUGAGCCUUGACAAGCAGAUGGACCCGGCCUUUGACGAGUCUGCCUACGCCGCCCUGCAUGCCUCGCCAGCGCCGCAGUAUCCCUCGGCCGCGUCGCACACGCUGAGCAUCCCGUCGAACAGCGCGCCGCACUUGGCCGACCACGCGCGCGGCUUCCACGAUGUAGGCGCGCAGGCCGCUGGGAGCUAUGCGCCGGGCGCGCCUUCGGCAUUCGGCGCAUCGGGUACGCAGACGCAAGAUACCUCUACAAUCCAGAACUAUUCUGCACCGCACCACUCAGGCGCCUCGUCCGCCCAUGACGCCCAAGCUGCCCCUCAGAUCCACGCUGCGUACCCUCUUGCCCAUAAUAAUGCGUACGCCCAGCCCGCCUAUGCCCAGUCUGCCCCAGGCGCGCACUAUCAGACUGACGCCGCUGCGGCCGGCCAUGUUGACGUACAAGCCUUGUUGGACUCUUUGACGCCUUCUGCAAACAAUGCGCCCCCCGGCCUCUAUGCCUCCCAAUUGUCUCCGUCUGCCCAGCCGCAAGGCAGCGCCUCCGCCUCAUUACCCCAGCCGGCGUCCAACCUGCCUCCGCGGCCGCCUGCGCAGGACAAGCCUGCCACACAUCCCAACUAUGACCCCAGCGAUGAUAUCCGGUCCUAUCAUCCCGGCAGCCAGAUGCCGCCUAAUACGCAGCAGCGCGCCAACGGUCAGUCGCAGCCUCCGUCCGUGGGGGGCCAGCAGCCGCCGCCAAUGGCCGCCCAGAGCUCACCUGCGCCGGGCGCUGGCCAGACGCAGCCCCAGCGGAGCUCAUCGCCGGGAGAUGACGAGGAUAUACGAUGGGGGCCCGAGGUGAACAGGCUAUACGAGGCUUUUCUUGAUCAAGAGAGGAAGUUUGUUACUGAAGGGCAAUGGGACCAGUUUCCAAUGGGUUCGCGACUGUUCAUCGGCAAUCUGCCCACCGAGAAAGUCACGAAACGCGACAUCUUCCACCGAUUCUACCGACACGGCAAGCUGGCCCAGAUCUCGAUCAAACAAGCAUACGGAUUCGUUCAGUUCUUGGAUUCCGAAUCAUGUCGACGAGCGCUGGACACGGAACAAGGGCAGGCUGUGCGUGGUAGGAAAAUGCACCUGGAAAUAUCCAAACCGCAACGCAACACAAAGAAGGCUGAUUCAGCCGCCAACGCUAGACCCCGUCAACGUUCAAGGUCUCCCGAUUACAACAGAGGCGGCACUGGACCUUCACGGGAUGGAAGAUACGGAGGACCGCAGAACUCCAUCUCGCCGAGAGACCGCGAUAGGCGUUUCCGCGACCGAGACGAUUACCGGCCCAUGCGCUCACCCUCACCUCGUGGCCCGCCGCGAGGCAUGCGAUCAAGAGACAGGAGCCGCGACAGAUAUGAUGGUCGGUACCGCAGUCGAUCACGAACGCCACCUCGUCGGUACAGGAGUCCGUCACCAAGACGUGACCCUGAUGACGACUUGGCUCUGCCUCGUAGGGCAGCACAAGACGUUCCUGAUAUUCAGGUUCUGGUACUCAACGAAGGACUUCCUCGUGACUUCAUUCGAUACGUUGAGGAUACAUUCCGCACCCAGAAUUUGCGCUGCAACGUCCUGAUAAUGAGCCCGCGUCUACCGGAGGCAGCAGUCGUGCGAAGACAAAUUAUCGAGGGGGUCCUGGCUAUUGUAAGGCUCGACACAGGAUCGCUUUCUAAGGGAAAGGUCAAUGUACAAGUCUUUGAUCGACGUGGUGGGGCUGGAAAUGUUCAGUUCAAUGAAUAUGCCGAUCUCGACCUCAUCACAUGUGCGAUGCUCAUCAACAACGCAAAGCAGACAGCCCAAGCAGCGCAACCGCCUGCUCCCGCCUACGGCUACAACCCGGCCAUCCCGCAGUACGCCCAACCUGCUUCCAACCCCUUCCCGGCUGCACCAGCCGCCCAGCCCAACAUCUCCAACAUCAUCUCCUCGCUCGACCCCAGCACGCUCUCCCAGCUGCUCGGCGCCAUGUCGCAGCAGCACAACGCGCCUCAGAACACCGCGCCCACCACACCUGGCCUCAACGCCGACUUCGCCCGCCUCCUCGCCCAGGUCUCCAGCCCCAGCCAGACCCCCGGCUUCAGCCCCGCCGCCCAGCCCCAGCUCGGCCAGCCGCAGUACUCCGCGCUCGCCGCCAUGCUCGGAGGCCAGUCACAGCCCGCCGCCCCGCCUGUCCAGCCCCCAGCUCAGCAGUCCAGCGCGGCGCCCGAUAUGAGCGAGAUCAUGGCGCAGUUGGCCAAGUACCAGCGCUGAUGCCGCGUUCCUGUCUUGCAUGUUGAUUGACGCGUGCAGGAUCGAGGGCGUGGCGGUCAUGCCGUUCUGCGAUCUGCCUGGGGGCACGUUCGUGCUGGUCAAGAUUCCAAAGCCGCUGGCUGCGCGCGAGCCUGGCGGUGCGUCUGCGCUCGUUUGAUGCGAGGCGUGCUCGCGUGUCGCCCCGCAGCUCUUCGUUGCGCAUCGUCCUCCCCCUUCGUCUGUCAGCCCACU